Camelus dromedarius (Arabian camel) is the source of this 1712-nucleotide messenger RNA. RefSeq names its product smoothelin like 1 (gene SMTNL1). Bases 133 to 1557 code for a protein of 474 amino acids. Gene Ontology annotation, cellular component: microtubule organizing center; filamentous actin. Gene Ontology annotation, molecular function: protein binding. The transcript is spliced from 8 exons. NCBI's taxonomy places the organism in Eukaryota, Metazoa, Chordata, Mammalia, Artiodactyla, Camelidae. The record is from RefSeq and is a predicted model, not a curated record. Gene Ontology annotation, biological process: actin cytoskeleton organization.
GGUGAAGGUGGGGGCGGGGACUGAAGAGCUGGGGGCUAGAAGCCACUGGGGCUUAAAGACAGCCCGGGAGUGAGGCCACUCAGCCAGAGGAAGGAGACAGCUCCCAAGCCCCCAGGCAGAGACUCUACAGAAAUGGAGCAGAAGGAAGGGAAGCCUGAGGAUGGUACCGCAGUCGCCCCGGAGAUGGUGGGAGGUGGAGCUUCUGCGGAGAAAGAGGCCACAAGCCCAGAUGAGAAGAUCAUCAAAGAGGGGCCUCCAGAUGGGGCAGGAAAGCAGGCACCAGCCGAGGACAGUACUUCAGCUGAAUUCCAUGGGGAAGCAAAUGGGUUGGAUGAGGUCAAGGUUGAAUCCAAAGAAGAGGUUGAACUUCAAAAGGAGGAUGAUGGGAAGAAAGAGACCACCGUGGCUCCUCAGGAGAUGACUGACAAGAAAGGAGAGACCAACUUGGAACUGAAGGAGGCUGAGGGCAAAGAGGAGGCCAUGUUGGCCUCUGAGAAGCAGAAGGCUGUUGAGAAAGAGGCCAAGCCUGAAUCUAGGGAGAAAGGCGAUGUGAAUGAUGAAGCCAAGGCUGAGCCAAAGCAGGCUGCUGGGGAGCAGGAGGCCAAGGCCAGAGGCAGGGAGGUCGAAGGGAAGGAGGAAGCCAAAGCUGGAGGCAAGGAUGCUGAAGGGAAAGAGGAGGCCAAGGCUGAAGCCCAGGAGAAAGCCAGUGCUCCAGAGGCCAAGUCAGACUCUCAGAAGAAGGCUGCAGUGGAAGAUGAGGCCACGGCUGAACUGCAGGAGGUUGAUGUGAAGGAGGAGAUGGAGCCAGGUGGUCCCGAUGAAGAGCAGGACCAGGGCAUGGAGGGAGAGUCGGAGGAAGGGGCAGAAGUGCUUCCCAGCUCCCCCGACGAAUGGCCUGAGAGCCCCAUGGAGGAGGGCAGCGGCCUCAGCCCAGAAGGGUUGAGUCCAGACGCCGCAGCUUCCGGGGAGACCAGUCCUUCAGCCAGUGAAUCUUCGCCCAGCAACGUGCCCCAGAGUCCCGCGGAGCCCCCUCCCUCCCAGGAGAAGAAGAAAGAGAAGGCACCAGAGCGCAGGGUGUCAGCCCCUACACGGCCCCGGAUGCCCCGUGCGCAGAACCGCAAAGCCAUCGUGGACAAGUUUGGGGGGGCAGCCUCAGGCCCCACGGCUCUGUUCCGGAACACCAAGGCCGCUGGGGCAGCCAUCGGUGGUGUUAAGAACAUGCUUCUGGAGUGGUGCCGGGCCAUGACGAGGAAGUAUGAGCACGUGGACAUCCAGAACUUCUCAUCCAGUUGGAGCAGUGGCAUGGCCUUCUGUGCCCUCAUCCACAAGUUCUUCCCUGACGCCUUUGACUAUGCUGCACUGGACCCCACAAACCGCCGGCACAACUUCACCCUGGCCUUCUCCACAGCAGAGAAGCUGGCUGACUGCGCCCAGCUGCUAGAGGUCGAUGACAUGGUGCGGCUGGCAGUGCCUGACUCCAAGUGCGUCUACACCUACAUCCAGGAGCUGUACCGCAGCCUCGUGCAGAAGGGGCUGGUGAAGACCAAGAAGAAAUGAGGGGCUGGCCGACCAUGUGGGCAGAGGUGGGCAGGGUGCCCAGCUGCCCAUCUGCGGCCCCGAGGCUCACCUCUGCUUCAUGAAGGCAGCAGUGCUGGGGCUCGGGCAGGGGCAGGUGGCACCAGUCUUAACUACAUUAAAAGUACUUUUGUAAA